AUGACGGAAAUCAUGUUGCGACUUAGCGUAACCUUACUUUUCCUUGUAGCAGGUGUUGUUUCCAUCCCGGAACAAGGGAAAUGGGUUGUCUCAUUUGACCAGGAUCAUACAAUAUUUGGAGUAAUGAAGAGUAUGUACAAGGGAACUCGUGUUGCAGUGAAAAUCGACUGUAAUGACUUAGAAGGAGAUUUAGAGAUACGCUGGCUGUUGAGGUACUCGCCAUGUUCAGAAGAAUAUAUUGGACUUGAGUCUAAUCAUGAACUACAAAGACGCUACUUAGAAACUCCACAUGUGCAAAUGAUCAAAGAGUUUCAAAAUAAAUAUAGCAUCUAUGAAUUCUUUGCUGGUGAAAACACGACUAGUUGUAAAGAGGGUGUAAUUUUACUACCAGAUUUAACAAAUAGCAAGCCAACAAUAGUUAAUGAUGGACCAAAAGUUUUAGCCACAAAUAAAUCUGCACAGAAAGAUCCUACUGGAAGCUCUGAUGACUCUGAACAGUCAGAUAAAGCACCUGUCCCACAGCAGGACUCUAAUCCUGCAUCUAAGAAAGCUGAUGCAACAAAAAAUCCACAAAAUAAAGCUAACCCUCCACCCUCAACCACAGCACCAACCACAUCAAAGGCUUCGUCUACAAACAAGGGCUCAGCUAGGAAGAGAAGGGAAGCCGCCAAGGCCUCUGAUGAUGAUAAGAAGGUUAGCAAGAAAGGGGUGUCAACGCUGAAAGCAGGAGAUAAGGUUGACCGACAUUAUUACCUGACAGCAUGGAAGGAUGGUGUGUAUGCUUACAUCCUCUCUAUUCAAAGAAAAGAAUCAUUCCCUUUGGACACCGAAAGUAAAACCUCACCUGAACCACAGAAGUCCUUCCAAGUUGAUGUGACUAUUGAAAUGAUUGGUGAUCAUGAAUACAUUUCUGCACAAGAUUGGCCGCUGUUGAUUUUCUAUGGUGUAAUGGGUCUGGUGUACAUUAUAUAUGGCAUUGUUUGGCUAGUGAUGCUAGCCUGUAGCUGGAGAGACCUUCUAAGGGUACAGUUCUGGAUAGGAGCAGUCAUCGCACUUGGUAUGUUGGAGAAGGCAGUGUUCUAUGCGGAGUUUCAGAGCAUUUCCAGCACUGGACAGUCAGUAAGAGGAGCUAUUAUAUUUGCUGAGUUUGUGUCAUGUACGAAGAGGACUUUGGCAAGAAUCUUGGUCAUCAUUGUCAGUCUUGGAUUUGGCAUUGUGAAGCCUAGAUUGGGUCCUACAUUCAGGAAAGUGAUUGGUGUUGGAGCUCUCUACUUCUUUGUCAGCUUGAUUGAGGGCUGCAUGAGACAACUACAGACAAAGGGUGAUAACUCUAAAGACAUCCUUGCAGCACAGGUUCCUCUAGCUGUGAUUGAUGCUUCCAUCUGCUGGUGGAUUUUUGCAAGUUUGAUCCAAACUACAAGAACACUCAGGCUGCGAAGGAACAUAGUCAAAUUGUCUCUUUACAGACAUUUUACAAACUUACUCAUUUUUGCUGUUCUAGCAUCUGUGGUGUAUAUGAUCUGGUCUUUGUCAUCACACAAGUUAAAAAUAUGUAUAACCGACUGGCGAGAGUUGUGGGUGGAUGAAGCUUUCUGGCACUUAUUGUUUUCUGUCAUGCUACUAGUCAUUAUGGUGCUAUGGCGACCGUCCGUCAACAAUCAAAGAUAUGCAUUCUCUCCAUUGUUGGAUGCUGCUGAUGAGGAAGACGAUGAAACCUUGAUGAAUGAUGCCUUUGAUGGCAUGAAGAUGAGGGGUGUGAAAAGUCCCGUAAAUGGAUCACCUAAACAGAGAGAUGGAAGAGCCUCUAUCGAGGAUGAUCUGAAGUGGGUGGAAGAAAACAUUCCAACGUCCAUCACAGACAAGGCUCUGCCAAGUCUACUGGACGACUCCGAAGAAGAAAUGAUGACAGCCAAAUAUGAAGUGAAUAAGAUGCAAUAGCGAGAAUGGUAUAAUGUAAAACAAUGUGUAGUCGUAAUCAUUAUGUGAUAUUGUGAUAUACUUUUCAUGUGAAUUUUAUCCUAAAUUCACUGUAAUUGAAGAGAGCCCUGAGAAUUCUUCACCUGUUCUAACCACAUGUAACUGCUUGAAGUUGUGAACUACUGAAUGCUGAUAAUGGGUCUUGUUGUCUGGAGCUCAGAAUGAGACUUUAAUAUCAUGUAUAUCCAGUUUGGUUGGUAUCAAAUAUUGUGAAGUAGAAUUAAUAUCCAUGGUCCUGUAAUAAGACCACACCCCGACUUUGAGUUGCAGGUAAUGGGUUAGCUCCCUUGUCUCAUUGCAGGAUGAAAAUGAAAACUUUUAUUAAAAUCUAUCUGACGGCUAAAUUCAGACAGAUCUUUUUCUGUUGACAGUGGUAAGAUUGAUUCCUUCCUGCUUGCUGAAGUCAGAUUGACCUCAAAUUUUUUUUUGACAACCUCUGAUGUCAGAUUGACCAAUGUCAGUGGAUUAUGUACGGGUGCCAUAACCGUUUUUCUUAAGUUAGAUUGACUUUUGUCAGUGGCUGAAGUCAGACAGACCACUGCCUGUUAAGGCAGGUUUUAGUGACCGCAAAUUGCUUUUUGAUGAGAACAACAACUUUCUGACCUGAGAUUGACCUUAACUUGAGGUUCAAUAUAAUGCCAGUAUUUCGCAGAAAUCCUUGCAAUUGAGUGCUGAUAAUUAAUAUGGUCUCACUCAAUUAGUAAUCCUUGUUAAUGCGUGACAAAUGACAAAUUAAAAUAACAUGCUUUCUGAAGUGUUGUUUCAGGGCUUAAUCAGUGAGGUGUUAAAGCACAAACAUCUCUAUGGUAACGGAACACUAGUUAUGUUUUGGUUUAUAAUUGUCUUUUUAUAAUGAGCUAAACACUUAUAUUAUCGAGUAGAUUUUUUGUGCUGUUGAAUUUUCUAUGUUUAAUUGAAUUGAAAUGGACUUGUCAGGAUGCUGUUCAUUUCUGUAACUUCAUGCUGUGUGUAUCAAAAUUCAGUUUUAUAUUGCACAAAACAUGACCAUAUUAAGCUGACAUUAUAAAUCUAUACUAGUAGUUGACUUUUACCAAUCUAUAGUUUUCAUGUUUUAUGAAUUUUGAUCAACAGGGUUUAGGUUUAAACAGAUGGUUAAAUGAUCAUGCAUUAAAGUUGGGGUGUUAAUGUUGAUUUUAUGUUCUCCACGUUGAAGCAUCUUCAGUAGUAAAAUAGAUGUUUUGUUUCUAAAUUGAUGCUUGAAUUACCUUGAUUACUAUUUUGUUACAAAUCUUAAGGUCCAUCUUUAGAUUAAUUUUGAUACUGUGCCAUUAGCUUUUGUACAAAAUUCACAUACUUAUGUACAUGGCUACAACACAUUGAAGACUGUAUAAGUAGUUUGUAGGAAUUUACUUUUGACUGCAAAAUAUGAUAUACUUCAAAACAAUUUACACCCGUUUUUAUGAUAAUGAAUGCCUGGCAUUGAAUUAUCACAUAUACAAAGUUAGCUGGGACCAUAACAGCAUACCAGAUAGACAAUAAGACGGAUUGCUGAUAAUGUAAAUGCAAGAUGUCAGUGAUAUCUGCUUCCUGAUGCUAGCCCCCAUGGGAGACUGAAAUGAAGAUUUGGAAAUACUUUCCAGUAUGAUAAAAAUCGUCUUGUUUUGUCUAUUUAAUGGUUGGUAACUAUGGUAAUUAUAAACACCUUUAAAGACAUUCUCCAAACAUUUAAAGAUUUGAUCACUAGCCUCAGGAUGUUUGUUUUUCCAUCGUGUUGUUAAUGUCAGUUUAGGAUCAAUAGUUGUCUUACAACAUUGGAGUUUUCAUGAUUUAUCACAUAUUCAUAUAAAGUUCUGUGUAUUAAAAAAACAAUAUUUUGUUUCCUUUAAGUUUUUAUUUCCAGAGUUGAUUAGUGUAGAGUAAUAUGGUAGUUAUUAAUCUAUUAAUUGUGAAUGUGGUUUAAACAAUGGUACAAAGUUGUAAUUACCUCCAAUUAGCUUCGAAUUAUUUCAUGAAUAUAAGACGGGAAACAUGUUUUUCUCCAUGUUUGAUUGUUUGUAUGUGUGACUUUUCAAUAUUGAAACAAAAUUCCAGGGUUAAUGAGAUUUUGUUGCAAAUACAAAAUCUUUUUAAUUAAGAUUAAAUCAGAUAAAAAAUGUCCUGUUGUCUUUGAGACUUGUAUGCAUAAUGAACGCUUCAGUGUAAAAUAGUUGUUAGCCUGGUUCCAUACAGACCAGAUCAAGACUCAUACCUGGUAUACAUUUAUGAGAGAAUGUAAAUAAUCCAUCGGUCUUUAGAUCCAUUUAUAUGUUAAUAAGAAUUUGUAUCUUGUGAUUUGUAACUGGCAGUUUAACUUGUUUUUUGCAGUCUUAAUAUGUUCUAACAAUGUCAGCAUUUUUUGAUACUUUCAUUCCCAUACUAAAAACCUUCUUUCCCAGAACAAUUGUGCUUAGAAAAUUCUUGAUUUUAAAGUUUAAUUUUGAUGUAUAUCAAAGAGGGUUUUAGUUGUGUGGAUGUAUGAAGGUUUAAGUCACUUACAAAUUUCAGUUAAUUCUGGUAAAUGUUUAUAAUGGAAAUUGAUGAUUGUCAUGUUACAUAUUACUCUGUAGUAUAAUCUUCACUAUUUCUAGAUCAUAAAACGAAAUUAUAAGAUACAUACUUGAACUAUUUUGAAGUUAUGUAUGGUAUUCAAUAUCCCAAGAACAUCUCAAAAACAUGUGACAUUGUAUUCAUUUUAUAGGUCAUGAUGUGAAGGACAUUUGUUAGUGUAAAGACACUAGUUUGUUGGUAAGGUACCAUACAUGGUUCUCUUUAGAAUAUGACUUAAUUUAGACAGGAUAAGGCUUUUGUGUUGUGUCAUGCUUUCCAGCUAGACACAAACAUAGAUAGAAAUCUAAUGUUACAAUGUCUACCCUUAUUUUUGUAGGUGAAUUUUUUGUUGAGAACAAUCAUUAAAGCAUUGUUAUUGACAAUAUUUUAUCAUAUCAGUCACUGACCUGCUGUUUCAAGACUUGAUGUUAUAUAUAAGUGUAGGACUUCUAAAGGAACGUACUAUCAAUUAUGUCUAAACUUUCAUUACAGAUAUUCAGUUUAUCCAUUAUGUUUUAGAAUGUUGGGGAUCUCUGUGUCUGGAAGCCAAAUACAAAAAUUGUAUCAUCUCCUUACUUCAUGAUAAUAAAUGUUCCUGAAUGUAUCACCAGAUGUGAUUUUUCAGAACCUGAUCUAUAAACUAUGUGUGAUUUACUGAUCUAUAUCCUGUAUCACCAUUGCACUGAGUAUUGUUGGUCCACACCAGUAAGGAACUGGCACCACUCUAAUCAAUACACUACUGAUACAUCAUUGACUGUCUACACAAUGUAAUUGUAACUAGCAUAUAGCUGUGUGGUUUUCACUUGUUAUCAGAUAGUGUUUUUCCCUAUCUUCCGUUUUGUGGAAAUUUACGCAAAUGUCAUUUUCCUUAUUUAUUGUAGAGCUUUAGGUAAUACAAACAUGAAUAAAUGAAUGAAUGAAUGAAUGUUUGUGGAAGAAAUUCGUGUUUGAUAACAAUAACAUCAUUACAGCCUACAUUUUAAAUGUUUAUCAUCAAUCAUGUAUUAAAUGGAAAGAGUAAGCAUUACCCAAAAUGUGAUACAUAUUGUAUGUACUGACAGAGAUUGGUGUCUGUUUAUCAUUAACUCAUGCCUGACAGUAGAAUUAUAUAGCACCAAUGCUGAAGUUUGUAGUCUCUUAAAGUUUAUUCCUGGCCUAUCAUUUUGCUUGUACUACCUAUUUAAAUCCUGAAUGGUAAUUUAAGGGAAUAAUUCAGACAAAUUUUUAUUGUAAAAUAGUCCCCCCUGAAGAAGAGAGUGUAAUUCAUUGUCAGUAUUAUGUAGUACCUUACAAUUUGGUUUCUAUAUAAUUGUAACUGGUUGUGAAACUAUCUUUCUUUUGUAAAUGAGGAUGAAUAAGUUCAGACACCUAAGUAAGCCGUUUAAUAGCAUAAACAGACACAAAAUCUAAUCAUGAUUGACUGACUUCUGAGUGUUCAUACCAGUAAUGAAUGUACAAUUGUAUGUAUGCAUGAUGGUAGAAUCGGUGUAUUUAUUUGUAAAAUGUAAAUAGUGGUCUCUGUGUGGAAUUGACAGGGGAAGUCUUUGUGUGUAAUUUGUUCCAACUAUGUAUAUGUACAGUGUGUAUUUAAUCUUAAUGGUUCUUGUUUUAACAACAUUAAAUCUCUGAUGGGUGUAUAUAUUUAAUAGAUUGGUAAAAUUUGUAUACAAACUAUGUAGCUCCUAUAUUUCCAAAAAAACUUCAUUCUCUUUUUAUGUAUGGCUUGUAAAACAUAUGCAAAAUAUAUGCUCCAUGUAUUUGUUCCUCACAUUAGAGAGUUAGGACUGCAGCCUAUGAACAAUCUUGCAUAAAAUUCAGAUCCAGUAAAUUUGCUUCAAGACUAGAACUUUGGUUCCAUUCAUAUCAAGGUUAUUUAUCAUCAAAAUUGGUUUGAUUAUAGUCUGAUGUGUGUACUGCCAGUUUUGUAUAUCAAGAUUGCUUCUUUAUCUCAUUAAUAAGAAUUUGAGCAUAGGGCUAGUGAUAUCAUUCAGUCUACAAUAGUACACAAGACAGCUGAUAAUGUAUAUUUCAAUGCCUUCCCAAGGCUUCGAACCCAGAACCUUUGGCUUACUAGCCUAAUACUCAACUGACUGAGUUUUAAGUAUUGCUCUAGUGUUUAUCAAGGUAACAUACUCCUCCAGAAAAUAAUUUCUUCUCAAAUUUACAGACGUUUCAGCGCUGCUUAUGAAAGUAACACCUAGUUUUAUUCCACAUUCUUACAUGGGUGUCAGUGUAACAGAGGCCGUUAUUUAUUUCAAUGCCUCCAUUAGCAUUCUUACCCAGAACCUCUGGCUUACAAGUCUGAUGCUUAACGAUCAAGCUACAGUACCACUCUCUCACACAGAGCAAUGUAUUACAGCUAGUACUUACCAGGCCUACAUACAUUUAUAGUACUGGUGUUUAUAGAUCAAGCUACAGUACCACUCUCUCACACGGAGCAGUGUAUUACAGCUAGUACUUACCAGGCCUACAUGCAUUUAUAGUACUGGUGUUUAUAGAUCAAGCUACAGUACCACUCUCUCACAUGGAGCAGUGUAUUACAGCUUACCAGGCCUACAUACAUUUAUAUACUGGUGUUUAUAGAUCAAGCUAUAGUACCACUCUCUCACACGGAGCAGUGUAUUACAGCUUACCAGGCCUACAUACAUUUAUAUACUGGUGUUUAUAGAUCAAGCUACAGUACCACUCUCUCACACGGAGCAGUGUAUUACAGCUAGUACUUACCAGGCCUACAUACAUUUAUAGUACUGGUGUUUAUAGAUCAAGCUACAGUACCACUCUCUCACACGGAGCAGUGUAUUACAGCUUACCAGGCCUAUAUACAUUUAUAGUACUGGUGUUUAUAGAUCAAGCUACAGUACCACUCUCUCACACGGAGCAGUGUAUUACAGCUAGUACUUACCAGGCCUAUACAUACAUUUAUAGUACUGGUGUUUAUAGAUCAAGCUACAGUACCACUCUCUCACACGGAGCAGUGUGUUACAGCUAGUACUUACCAGGUCUACAUAUUCCACUUCAUUGUUUACUAGUAGGGCUUUUCUUUUCAUUUUCUUGGAUUAUUGUUGUGUAUUUAUUGAUAAACCAUGUAUUAUUAACCUAGAGCAAGUGUAUAUAGCUGAUGGGAACACAUUGUGAAAUGUGUUAUAUCUUGUAAAUAAAUCCUUUGUCAUAAAA
Molecule: messenger RNA, 7698 nt
Organism: Ylistrum balloti
Lineage: Eukaryota; Metazoa; Mollusca; Bivalvia; Pectinida; Pectinidae
Product: transmembrane protein 87A-like
Exons: 21
Coding region: 1-1938 (645 amino acids)
Biological process (GO): retrograde transport, endosome to Golgi
Cellular component (GO): Golgi apparatus; membrane
Source: RefSeq, a predicted model, not a curated record